Molecule: messenger RNA, 5076 nt
Organism: Knipowitschia caucasica
Lineage: Eukaryota; Metazoa; Chordata; Actinopteri; Gobiiformes; Gobiidae
Source: the annotation of a GenBank genome assembly
AUGGGAGAAUACUGCGUCAGGCUGCCCCCUGCUGUAUGGGAGAAUACUGCGUCACGCUGCCCCCUGCUGUAUGGGAGAAUACUGCGUCACGCUGCCCCCUGCUGUAUGGGAGAAUACUGCGUCACGCUGCCCCCUGCUGUAUGGGAGAAUACUGCGUCAGGCUGCCCCCUGCUGUAUGGGAGAAUACUGCGUCACGCUGCCCCCUGCUGUAUGGGAGAAUACUGCGUCACGCUGCCCCCUGCUGUAUGGGAGAAUACUGCGUCACGCUGCCCCCUGCUGUAUGGGAGAAUACUGCGUCACGCUGCCCCCUGCUGUAUGGGAGAAUACUGCGUCAGGCUGCCCCCUGCUGUAUGGGAGAAUACUGCGUCACGCUGCCCCCUGCUGUAUGGGAGAAUACUGCGUCAGGCUGCCCCCUGCUGUAUGGGAGAAUACUGCGUCACGCUGCCCCCUGCUGUAUGGGAGAAUACUGCGUCACGCUGCCCCCUGCUGUAUGGGAGAAUACUGCGUCACGCUGCCCCCUGCUGUAUGGGAGAAUACUGCGUCACGCUGCCCCCUGCUGUAUGGGAGAAUACUGCGUCAGGCUGCCCCCUGCUGUAUGGGAGAAUACUGCGUCACGCUGCCCCCUGCUGUAUGGGAGAAUACUGCGUCAGGCUGCCCCCUGCUGUAUGGGAGAAUACUGCGUCACGCUGCCCCCUGCUGUAUGGGAGAAUACUGCGUCAGGCUGCCCCCUGCUGUAUGGGAGAAUACUGCGUCAGGCUGCCCCCUGCUGUAUGGGAGAAUACUGCGUCAGGCUGCCCCCUGCUGUAUGGGAGAAUACUGCGUCAGGCUGCCCCCUGCUGUAUGGGAGAAUACUGCGUCACGCUGCCCCCUGCUGUAUGGGAGAAUACUGCGUCAGGCUGCCCCCUGCUGCAUGGGAGAAUACUGCGUCACGCUGCCCCCUGCUGUAUGGGAGAAUACUGCGUCACGCUGCCCCCUGCUGUAUGGGAGAAUACUGCGUCACGCUGCCCCCUGCUGUAUGGGAGAAUACUGCGUCAGGCUGCCCCCUGCUGUAUGGGAGAAUACUGCGUCACGCUGCCCCCUGCUGUAUGGGAGAAUACUGCGUCACGCUGCCCCCUGCUGUAUGGGAGAAUACUGCCACGCUGCCCCUGCUGUAUGGGAGAAUACUGCGUCACGCUGCCCCCUGCUGUAUGGGAGAAUACUGCGUCACGCUGCCCCCUGCUGUAUGGGAGAAUACUGCGUCACGCUGCCCCUGCUGUAUGGGAGAAUACUGCGUCACGCUGCCCCCUGCUGUAUGGGAGAAUACUGCGUCACGCUGCCCCCUGCUGUAUGGGAGAAUACUGCGUCACGCUGCCCCCUGCUGUAUGGGAGAAUACUGGUCACGCUGCCCCUGCUGUAUGGGAGAAUACUGCGUCACGCUGCCCCCUGCUGUAUGGGAGAAUACUGCGUCACGCUGCCCCUGCUGUAUGGGAGAAUACUGCGUCAGCUGCCCCCUGCUGUAUGGGAGAAUACUGCGUCACGCUGCCCCUGCUGUAUGGGAGAAUACUGCGUCACGCUGCCCCCUGCUGUAUGGGAGAAUACUGCGUCAGGCUGCCCCCUGCUGUAUGGGAGAAUACUGCGUCAGGCUGCCCCCUGCUGUAUGGGAGAAUACUGCGUCAGGCUGCCCCCUGCUGUAUGGGAGAAUACUGCGUCACGCUGCCCCCUGCUGUAUGGGAGAAUACUGCGUCACGCUGCCCCUGCCCUGCUGUAUGGGAGAAUACUGCGUCACGCUGCCCCUGCUGUAUGGGAGAAUACUGCGUCACGCUGCCCCCUGCUGUAUGGGAGAAUACUGCGUCAGUCCGCUGUAGGGCUGCCCCCUGCUGUAUGGGAGAAUACUGCGUCACGCUGCCCCUGCUGUAUGGGAGAAUACUGCGUCACGCUGCCCCCUGCUGUAUGGGAGAAUACUGCGUCACGCUGCCCCCUGCUGUAUGGGAGAAUACUGCGUCACUGCCCCUGCUGUAUGGGAGAAUACUGCCAGCUGCCCCUGCUGUAUGGGAGAAUACUGCGUCACGCUGCCCCCUGCUGUAUGGGAGAAUACUGCGUCACGUGCCCUGCUGUAUGGGAUACCCCUGCCCCCUGCUGUAUGGGAGAAUACUGCGUCACGCUGCCCCCUGCUGUAUGGGAGAAUACUGCGUCACGCUGCCCCCUGCUGUAUGGGAGAAUACUGCGUCACGCUGCCCCCUGCUGUAUGGGAGAAUACUGCGUCAGGCUGCCCCCUGCUGUAUGGGAGAAUACUGCGUCACGCUGCCCCUGCUGUAUGGGAGAAUACUGCGUCAGGCUGCCCCCUGCUGUAUGGGAGAAUACUGCGUCAGGCUGCCCCCUGCUGUAUGGGAGAAUACUGCGUCCGCUGCCCCCUGCUGUAUGGGAGAAUACUGCGUCACGCUGCCCCCUGCUGUAUGGGAGAAUACUGCGUCACGCUGCCCCCUGCUGUAUGGGAGAAUACUGCGUCACGCUGCCCCCUGCUGUAUGGGAGAAUACUGCGUCACGCUGCCCCCUGCUGUAUGGGAGAAUACUGCGUCACGCUGCCCCCUGCUGUAUGGGAGAAUACUGCGUCACGCUGCCCCCUGCUGUAUGGGAGAAUACUGCGUCACGCUGCCCCCUGCUGUAUGGGAGAAUACUGCGUCACGCUGCCCCCUGCUGUAUGGGAAUACUGCGUCAGAAUACUGCGUCACGCUGCCCCCUGCUGUAUGGGAGAAUACUGCGUCAGGCUGCCCCCUGCUGUAUGGGAGAAUACUGCGUCAGGCUGCCCCCUGCUGUAUGGGAGAAUACUGCGUCAGGCUGCCCCCUGCUGUAUGGGAGAAUACUGCGUCACGCUGCCCCCUGCUGUAUGGGAGAAUACUGCGUCAGGCUGCCCCCUGCUGUAUGGGAGAAUACUGCGUCACGCUGCCCCCUGCUGUAUGGGAGAAUACUGCGUCAGGCUGCCCCCUGCUGUAUGGGAGAAUACUGCGUCACGCUGCCCCCUGCUGUAUGGGAGAAUACUGCGUCACGCUGCCCCCUGCUGUAUGGGAGAAUACUGCGUCAGGCUGCCCCCUGCUGUAUGGGAGAAUACUGCGUCACGCUGCCCCCUGCUGCAUGGGAGAAUACUGCGUCACGCUGCCCCCUGCUGUAUGGGAGAAUACUGCGUCAGGCUGCCCCCUGCUGUAUGGGAGAAUACUGCGUCACGCUGCCCCCUGCUGUAUGGGAGAAUACUGCGUCAGGCUGCCCCCUGCUGUAUGGGAGAAUACUGCGUCAGGCUGCCCCCUGCUGUAUGGGAGAAUACUGCGUCAGGCUGCCCCCUGCUGUAUGGGAGAAUACUGCGUCAGGCUGCCCCCUGCUGUAUGGGAGAAUACUGCGUCAGGCUGCCCCCUGCUGCAUGGGAGAAUACUGCGUCACGCUGCCCCCUGCUGCAUGGGAGAAUACUGCGUCAGGCUGCCCCCUGCUGUAUGGGAGAAUACUGCGUCACGCUGCCCCCUGCUGUAUGGGAGAAUACUGCGUCACGCUGCCCCCUGCUGUAUGGGAGAAUACUGCGUCACGCUGCCCCCUGCUGUAUGGGAGAAUACUGCGUCAGGCUGCCCCCUGCUGUAUGGGAGAAUACUGCGUCACGCUGCCCCCUGCUGUAUGGGAGAAUACUGCGUCACGCUGCCCCCUGCUGUAUGGGAGAAUACUGCGUCACGCUGCCCCCUGCUGUAUGGGAGAAUACUGCGUCACGCUGCCCCCUGCUGCAUGGGAGAAUACUGCGUCAGGCUGCCCCCUGCUGCAUGGGAGAAUACUGCGUCAGGCUGCCCCCUGCUGUAUGGGAGAAUACUGCGUCACGCUGCCCCCUGCUGUAUGGGAGAAUACUGCGUCAGGCUGCCCCCUGCUGUAUGGGAGAAUACUGCGUCACGCUGCCCCCUGCUGUAUGGGAGAAUACUGCGUCACGCUGCCCCCUGCUGUAUGGGAGAAUACUGCGUCACGCUGCCCCCUGCUGUAUGGGAGAAUACUGCGUCAGGCUGCCCCCUGCUGUAUGGGAGAAUACUGCGUCACGCUGCCCCCUGCUGUAUGGGAGAAUACUGCGUCAGGCUGCCCCCUGCUGUAUGGGAGAAUACUGCGUCACGCUGCCCCCUGCUGUAUGGGAGAAUACUGCGUCAGGCUGCCCCCUGCUGUAUGGGAGAAUACUGCGUCACGCUGCCCCCUGCUGUAUGGGAGAAUACUGCGUCACGCUGCCCCCUGCUGUAUGGGAGAAUACUGCGUCACGCUGCCCCCUGCUGUAUGGGAGAAUACUGCGUCAGGCUGCCCCCUGCUGUAUGGGAGAAUACUGCGUCACGCUGCCCCCUGCUGUAUGGGAGAAUACUGCGUCAGGCUGCCCCCUGCUGUAUGGGAGAAUACUGCGUCACGCUGCCCCCUGCUGUAUGGGAGAAUACUGCGUCACGCUGCCCCCUGCUGUAUGGGAGAAUACUGCGUCACGCUGCCCCCUGCUGUAUGGGAGAAUACUGCGUCAGGCUGCCCCCUGCUGUAUGGGAGAAUACUGCGUCACGCUGCCCCCUGCUGUAUGGGAGAAUACUGCGUCACGCUGCCCCCUGCUGUAUGGGAGAAUACUGCGUCACGCUGCCCCCUGCUGUAUGGGAGAAUACUGCGUCAGGCUGCCCCCUGCUGUAUGGGAGAAUACUGCGUCAGGCUGCCCCCUGCUGUAUGGGAGAAUACUGCGUCACGCUGCCCCCUGCUGUAUGGGAGAAUACUGCGUCAGGCUGCCCCCUGCUGUAUGGGAGAAUACUGCGUCAGGCUGCCCCCUGCUGUAUGGGAGAAUACUGCGUCACGCUGCCCCCUGCUGUAUGGGAGAAUACUGCGUCAGGCUGCCCCCUGCUGUAUGGGAGAAUACUGCGUCAGGCUGCCCCCUGCUGUAUGGGAGAAUACUGCGUCACGCUGCCCCCUGCUGUAUGGGAGAAUACUGCGUCACGCUGCCCCCUGCUGUAUGGGAGAAUACUGCGUCAGGCUGCCCCCUGCUGUAUGGGAGAAUACUGCGCAUGGAUCAAUGGAGGGCCCCAGGACUCCAGAUCCGAGGACCUGGAGCUGCAGCGCGGCUAA